AUGGCGGGGAUUCCAGGGCUCCUCCUCCUCCUCCUCCUCAUGCUCCUUCUCCUCCUCUGCGCUGUGGGGCAGGUGAGUCCCUCCGGCACCCACUGGAAGCCCACCUGGCCUGCUUACUGCCUCCCCGUCAUCCUGCCCCAGUCCACGCUCCACUUAGCCAAGCCAGACUUCGGGGCCGAAGCCAAAUUGGAAGUGUCCUCCUCAUGUGGACCCCAGUGUCAUAAGGGAACCCCACUGCCCACUUACGAAGAGGUCAAGCAGUACCUGUCUUAUGAAACGCUCUACGCCAACGGCAGCCGCACUGAGACCCAGGUAGGCAUUUACGUCCUCGGCAGUGGUGGCAGCGAGUCCUCGGGCAAGUCCCGGAGGAAGCGGCAGAUUUACGGCUACGACAGCAGGUUCAGCAUUUUUGGGAAGGACUUCCUGCUCAACUACCCCUUCUCCACAUCGGUGAAGCUGUCCACAGGCUGCACGGGCACCCUGGUGUCGGAGAAGCAUGUCCUCACGGCUGCCCACUGCAUCCACGACGGCAAAACCUACGUGAAAGGAACCCAGAAACUCCGUGUGGGCUUCCUGAAGCCCAAGGUCAAAGAGGGCCGCGGGGCCAACAGCUCCAGCGCAGCCGGGCCCGAGAAGAUGAAAUUUCAAUGGAUCCGAGUGAAACGCACCCACGUGCCCAAAGGCUGGAUCAAGGGCAAUGCCAACGACAUUGGCAUGGAUUACGACUACGCUCUCCUGGAACUUAAAAAACUCCAUAAGAGAAAGUUCAUGAAGAUCGGAGUGAGCCCUCCCGCCAAGCAGCUGCCGGGGGGCAGGAUCCACUUCUCUGGUUAUGACAACGACCGGCUGGGCAACCUGGUGUACCGCUUCUGCGACGUCAAGGAUGAGACCUAUGACCUGCUCUACCAGCAGUGCGACGCCCAGCCCGGAGCCAGCGGGUCAGGGGUCUACGUGAGGAUGUGGAAGAAACAGCAGCAGAAGUGGGAGCGGAAAAUCAUUGGCAUCUUUUCAGGGCACCAGUGGGUAGACAUGAAUGGUUCUCCACAGGAUUUCAACGUGGCUGUGAGGAUCACGCCUCUCAAGUAUGCCCAGAUUUGCUAUUGGAUUAAAGGAAACUACCUGGAUUGCAGGGAGGGGUGA
Pipistrellus nathusii (Nathusius's pipistrelle) is the source of this 1140-nucleotide messenger RNA. The record is from the annotation of a GenBank genome assembly. NCBI's taxonomy places the organism in Eukaryota, Metazoa, Chordata, Mammalia, Chiroptera, Vespertilionidae.